AUGGAUGAAUUGCUUGGUGUAUCUGCGAUGGAGGUUGAAUCUGUAAAUCAAACUGAGGAGGAUGAUUUGAGAGAUAUUCAGCGAAGUCAGCAAACUCAUACACUAUUCUCGGAAUGGCUAUCUGUUGUGCAUUCUAAGGAUAGAAGUGGUGGAAGUGGAAAACAGAGGAAUGAAAUGGCGAAUCGUAAGGUACGUGAUGUUGAUCCUAUCCCUAUUCUUCAAUUCAAUGAGACUAAUUUGAAUGUCUUACCAGAGGAAGGUGUGAAUGAAAAUGACGUGAUUAGUAAGAUAAAAAUUGAUGUUGAGGAUAUUCAAUCGGAGAUUAAUUUUUGGAAUUCAUCUGUUGUGUGUUAUGUAAUUGGUGCUGAUCCUCCAGUACAUGUAAUGGAUGGAUUUGUUAGAAGAAUUUGGAAGAAUAAGGGUAUUGAUAGAGUUGCGAUGAUCAAAAAAGGACUGUAUAUUGUUAGAUUCAUGACAAUGGAGAGAAGAGAUGAGGUCCUAGCUCAGGGAAUGCUUCUAUUUGAUAGUAAACCACUGAUAGUGAAAGCAUGGGAACAGGAUAAGAACUUCUAUAAGGAGGAUGUUGAUGUUGUUCCUACAUGGAUCCAGCUCAGGGUUGAUUUUAAAUACUGGAGUGAGAAAUGUCUGGAAAAAUUUGCCUUACAGAUUGGUAGACUGGUUAAAGUGGAUCAAGCAACAUUGAAGAGGGAGAAACUCCAGUUUGCAAGAAUUAUGGUUGAAGUAAAAAUCAAUCAACAUUUUCCAGAUCAAAUUUCUUUCAUUAAUGAGAAAGGAAUAGAAGUGGUCAUUGAGGUUACCUAUGAAUGGAAACCAAAUUCAUGCUCAAACUGCAAGAAAAUUGGUCAUGGAAAUGAUGAAUGUAGAUGGAGGCAGUAA
Messenger RNA from Beta vulgaris subsp. vulgaris (sugar beet), 897 nucleotides. RefSeq lists its product as uncharacterized. Bases 1 to 897 code for a protein of 298 amino acids. The transcript has a single exon. The record is from RefSeq and is a predicted model, not a curated record. NCBI's taxonomy places the organism in Eukaryota, Viridiplantae, Streptophyta, Magnoliopsida, Caryophyllales, Amaranthaceae.